AUGGGCGACAGUUUCAACCCGGGAAAAGACAUUGGGAGUUUAGCCGGCAAGGUCAUCCUCGUGACUGGUGGCAACACAGGACUUGGGAAACAAACCAUUGCCUACCUCGCCGCGCACAACCCCGCCCGCAUCUACCUCGCCGCCCGCACCGAAUCCAAAGCUCGCGAUGCCAUUACCGACAUCAACAAGUCGGUCCCGAAUGCGUGCGAAAUCAUCCACCUGCCGCUGGACCUGACAUCCUUCUCGUCCAUUGCCCAAGCCGCGUCGACGUUCAAAGCGCGCGAGUCGCGCUUGGACCUGCUGAUCAACAACGCAGGCAUCAUGGCCACACCCUACAGCACCACAAAAGAAGGCUACGAAAUCCAGUUUGGCACAAACCACAUGGGACACGCGCUGCUCACCAAGCUGUUGCUGCCCGUCCUGCUGGAAACGGCGAAGCUGCCGGACGCCGACGUCAGAGUUGUGAAUCUGAGCAGUCUGGGCCACAUGCUCCCUGUGUCCAAGGGCAUUGAGUUCGACCAGGCCGCGCUGGAAAAGGAGAGCACAUGGCGCCGCUAUGGUAGCUCCAAGCUUGCCAAUAUUCUCUUUGCCCGCGAGUUGGCGGCGCAGUAUCCGCAGAUUACGAGCGUGUCGCUACAUCCUGGCGUCAUUCUUACCGAUUUGUUUGCCCCAUUGCGCACUAAUAUCUUUGUCAAGAUUGGUUUGUGGAUCUAUGGCUUGCUGGGCACGUUCUUGAGUGGGCAUUACAAGGAUGCAAAGGGUGGGAGUCUCAAUACGACGUGGUGUGCUACAACCAAGAAGGAGAAUCUGGAGAACGGCGCCUUUUACACGCCUGUGGGGGUCAAGAAGACGGGUAGCAAGUGGGCGCAGGACCAAGGCCUACAAAAGAAGCUCUGGGAGUACACAGAGACCGAGUUGGCAAAGCAUGGAUACUAA
This is a messenger RNA of Plenodomus lingam JN3, 936 nucleotides long. RefSeq lists its product as uncharacterized. The record is from RefSeq and is a predicted model, not a curated record. NCBI's taxonomy places the organism in Eukaryota, Fungi, Ascomycota, Dothideomycetes, Pleosporales, Leptosphaeriaceae.